This is a messenger RNA of Talaromyces stipitatus ATCC 10500, 2107 nucleotides long. RefSeq names its product nuclear localization protein NPL6, putative. Lineage: Eukaryota; Fungi; Ascomycota; Eurotiomycetes; Eurotiales; Trichocomaceae. Gene Ontology annotation, molecular function: chromatin DNA binding. The transcript has 3 exons. The record is from RefSeq and is a predicted model, not a curated record. The coding region runs from base 32 to 1861 and encodes 609 amino acids. Gene Ontology annotation, cellular component: nucleus.
AAGGGCAGCUGCACAAGCAGCUGCUCAAUCGAUGCGAACGGCACCACCAAGCUUGCCUGAUAUCUCUGAUGAAGAAAUGGUAGAUGCGCCGCCAUCCAGAGAUCCGAGUGCCGAAGUCGAAACAGCUGAGAAUCAAGACGAUGGCCCUGAUGUCGAACCAGAGCCAGAACAAGAUCCAGAAGCCGAACCAGAACAAGUGCAAGCGCAAGAGCAAGGGCAAGGGCAAGAUCCAGACCAAGACCAAAAGCAAGGGCAGGAGCAGGAGGGUGCAGAAGAAACAGGUGAAGCACAGCCAGAAUCCAACGCAGAGCCCAAACCUGAAGGCGUGUCAAGUCCAGCAGUGCAAGAUGAAGAUACUCCAUCAAAGUUCAGUGGUACCCCUCGUGGAGGUGGUCACCUAGCUGGAUAUCCUCGCAAGCGUCGUCCAGGUCGACCGCCCAAAAAUCCCCGACCAGAAUGGGAUCUUCCUGACGAUGGGUCGGAGCAGAAGAUUGUAGUCACAACACCCGUAAAGAGAAGACGAGGUCGACCUGCUGCAAGCGGAGGAAGAUGGGGUCGUCGAGGUGGAUAUCCUCAUGUGACGCAGGUGGCUGUCGAUAAGGAGGGCACAAUGAUGGAUGUUGUGAACGAUGAAGUGGCUCUACCGGAUAUUGAAGAAGGGGAAAAGAAGGUCGACAAGAUGGGUCGUUUGUUGGGCGGAAGAGAAUACCGAGUGCGCACAUUUACCAUUCUCAACCGCGGAGAAAGGCUGUACAUGUUGUCUACCGAACCCGCGCGGUGUAUUGGGUUCCGAGAUUCAUACUUGUUCUUCCAGAAGCACAAAAUGCUGUACAAAAUCAUCAUUGACGACGACGCCAAGCGCGAUUUGAUCGAAAGAGAUAUUAUCCCCCAUUCUUACAAGGGAAGGGCGAUUGGCGUCGUAACGGCGAGGUCUGUGUUUCGAGAAUUCGGGGCGAGAAUUGUAAUUGGUGGACGCAAGGUUAUUGAUGAUUAUGAUGAGAAGGCCGCUCUUGAACGUGGGGAUGUCGAGGGUGAACUAGCUGUACCCGAGGACAGACUACCACCUCCUGGAGAGCCGUACAACAGAAACCAAUAUGUCGCGUGGCACGGCGCAAGUGCUGUCUAUCACACGGGCGCACCGUCUGUUCCAUUGCCUGUCGGGAAGGCCGUUGAUCCAAAGAAGCGCAAAGUGGCUGUGACUGGAGACAACUGGAUGAUUGAACACGCUAGAGAAGCUAGUCGGUUCAACUCAGUUCUUGCGAAUGUGCGACGAGAGAACUUGGAGGGUGUUUACGAUGUUCACACUAACUACAUGCAAUAUCCUAAGAUCAUGCAACCGACACAUGCUCGAUGGGAAAGAGUUGCUCCGUCUGACGAUUCGAAACCUUCCAACCAGCUUGUCGAAGACAUGUCUGCGCUACAACUCAUCAGUGAUAAUACGCCUAGAACCGAUGACGACGAUGGUGUUGAUAACAAUAACGAGAACGCUACCGAAUCAACCGGAAAACAAUCAUCACAGACUACUCCAGCAGCUUCAAUACUACCUCCAGUGCCAGAAAUAUUCACCCGGCGUUUUGCCAUUGCAGAUAUAGUUUACGAGACACCCGAAACAAGCACACUCGGCCGUCCAGGUCCGGACGGUGAUGUUCAGGACGUGGGAUACAAUGGAAUCAUCAGCAUGGCCAACCCUCAAUACCCGGAGUUUGUCAGCCCUGAGAUAUUUGCCGAGCUUCCGCCAGAGUGCAAAGAGGCAUUGGUCGAAGCGGCAAUGAAAGAGUACACAUGGAAAUCCAAAUGGCGCACCGAAUCGACGGACGGGCUUAGAGGUCAAUUUCUCCAGAGCUAUAAUUGGCACCCAUGAUUUGUCUCUAAUGUAUUAUUUCAAAGACGUGGCGCAGCUUAUGGAUUCCUAUAUGGAAAUGGACAUGCGUUGGGGAGUUUUGUUUAUUUCUUUCAUUCGUUGAUCUGGGCAGGAGAUUCGCUUUCUUUCGAGCAAGAUUACUACUCAAAUUAGGGUUGGCUAUUUUGGUAUCUGAUAACGAAUAAUAAUAUAGGAAGGUAACUAUCAUGCUUUUUAUCUUGGGACAUGACCGGGACCAAGGCAUCC